AUGGUAAAAAAUAAAAUCGCUAUGCUAGAUGUAUCAGAACUAUUGAGACCAGAGCCAGCAUUUGCAUCCAAACCUAUUGGACGAUACAGGGACUAUGACAUAGACCACGAGGAUCCUAUUAAGGAAAGAGUGAGGAUCACAUACACAGAGAUGCAUACGAAUCAAACAGUAGAUUACGUAAAAAAAAAGAUGGCUGAAUGGUUGUCUUUUGAUAAAUUUGAGGCGACUAUUAUGGAAGCAUUGGAAUCGCUCAACGAUUUAGUGGACGAAAGCGAUCCCGACGUAAAUAUUCCCAACAUCGUUCACGCAUUUCAAACUGCCGAACGUAUACGCGCCAUUCAUCCACAUCAUGACUGGUUUCAUUUGGUUGGUCUGAUACACGAUUUAGGAAAAGUGAUGGCUUUCAAAGGUGAACCUCAGUGGAGUGUGGUUGGCGAUACAUUUCCUGUUGGAUGUGCAUGGGCAAAUUCUAUAGUCUACAAAGACACCACGUUUAAAAAGAACCCAGACACGUAUGACCCGAGAUACAACACCACAUUAGGUAUUUAUUCGAAAAAUUGUGGACUGGACAAUAUCUUGAUGUCUUGGGGACAUGAUGAAUACUUAUACAGAGUCUUGGUACACAACAAUACAACAAUACCCAAAGAAGGACUAAAUAUGAUUAGAUUCCAUUCGUUUUACCCAUGGCAUUCUGGUGGUGACUAUGACUUUUUAUGCUCUGAAGAUGAUUUGGAAAUGAAGAAAUGGGUCUUAGAAUUUAAUAAAUUUGAUUUAUAUACUAAAGGAGGUGACAUGCCAGAUAUAAAAGAAUUGAUGCCAUAUUAUCAAACAUUGAUUGACAAAUACAUUCCAGGAUUAAUUAAGUGGUAA
Molecule: messenger RNA, 870 nt
Organism: Macrosiphum euphorbiae (potato aphid)
Lineage: Eukaryota; Metazoa; Arthropoda; Insecta; Hemiptera; Aphididae
Source: the annotation of a GenBank genome assembly